UGUUAAUCCACAAUCAGCCCAAAAUUGCAUACCAGCUGUGGAUGUAUGUGGUGUUACAGGGUGGUAUCAAGGGGUGUUAUGUGUACCAACUCCGAUUGCCGGCGUUCCGUCAUCCAUGCGAUGCAUGGAUUUGACAACUGAACGAACAAGGACCACUCUAUCUCCGUUGAAAUCGGUAGAAAAAUUGAGAUGGAGAAUGAAGGGGCUCAGUCGUUCAACGGUGGAAGCCAACCUGAAAAUAGAAGAAGCUCUAAUGAAACUAAUCGGCUAUUUCGCGUACAUUCAGCGUUACAAUUUAGAACUGCAUCCAGAGCAAAUAUUAGCCCGACAGAGACAGGAUACAGUCUUAUUUCUUUAUAAUACGAGUUUAGUCUCCAUCGAAGCAAACACCUUCACUGGAUUUCCGAACCUUCUGACACUAAUCUUAGGUUCGAACAAGAUACAGAAGAUCAGGAAUACAGCUUUCACUGGUUUACACAAAUUGCAACAUAUGAAUAUUCAAUGGAGCGAGCUAUCUUCGAUUGAAAAAGGCACAUUUACACAUUUGAACAGUCUUCUUUACUUGGAACUCUUUGGGAACCACUUAGAAUACUUGCAACCUGGCGUGUUUACUGGAUUGAGCAAUCUUCGAGAACUAGGUCUACACCUCAAUAGGAUCCAAGGCAUCGACAAGGGGGUUUUCGACGGACUGAAGGAAUUAGAAUUCUUGUAUCUGUAUGAAAAUCAAAUCAGCCAUCUAGAUGUUGGGGCAUUUUCUGAUCUUGAAAACCUUAAAAUAUUGUAA
Molecule: messenger RNA, 784 nt
Organism: Lytechinus variegatus (green sea urchin)
Lineage: Eukaryota; Metazoa; Echinodermata; Echinoidea; Temnopleuroida; Toxopneustidae
Product: reticulon-4 receptor-like 1
Exons: 9
Coding region: 116-784 (222 amino acids)
Cellular component (GO): plasma membrane
Molecular function (GO): protein binding
Source: RefSeq, a predicted model, not a curated record